Molecule: messenger RNA, 777 nt
Organism: Dinoponera quadriceps
Lineage: Eukaryota; Metazoa; Arthropoda; Insecta; Hymenoptera; Formicidae
Product: alpha-ketoglutarate-dependent dioxygenase alkB homolog 6
Exons: 5
Coding region: 38-727 (229 amino acids)
Source: RefSeq, a predicted model, not a curated record
CAAUUGGCGCUAUUUAUACUUUCGAGCGACUGUAGAAAUGACGGAAGAUCAAUGUUUCUCGCUGCACGAUGCGGUUGUCUCAGAGAUAUCUGACACUGCGUGUUAUAUACCGAAUUUUAUCACCGAGGAAGAAGAGAGACAGAUCAUAAAGUGUGUAAAUAACGUACCAUUACCAAAGUGGACACAACUGAGCAACCGUAGAUUGCAGAAUUGGGGUGGUAUGCCGCAUCCCAAGGGGAUGAUAGCAGAAGAGAUUCCUAGUUGGCUUCAAAAGUAUAUUAAUAAAGUGAAAGCUUUGAAUGUCUUUGAAAAUGGAGUAUCACCUAAUCACGUUUUAAUUAAUGAAUAUUUGUCUGGGCAAGGAAUUAUGGCACACUCAGAUGGCCCGCUCUUUUACCCUGUUGUAACUACCAUCAGUUGCGGUUCUCAUACUUUCCUUGACUUUUAUAAACGGCUUGAUACAAUAGAGCAACAGCAAUCAAAAUUGGAAUUUAGUUUGCUACUGGAACCCAGAAGUCUGUUAGUUCUCCAGAAAGAUCUGUACCAUAAUUACUUGCAUUCUAUAGCAGAGAGAGAUUCUGAUAAUAUAGCAAAAUCAUCGAUAAAAAAUUUGCAUAUGUGUGCGAGAAACUUUAGAGAGGGAGAGAUAGUAAAACGUGGUACUAGAUUAUCCUUGACUAUUAGACACGUUCCAAAGACUAGCAAAAUGAAGUUGAAAAUUUUUUGAUAUGUUUUAUGUACGUUAUUGAAAUUUUUAAAGAAUACAUUUGUAUCUGA